AUGUUCUAUGGGACAGUGUGUUUCACCAAUCACGUUUCUAAGACACAGAGUGGGAAGACCGCGGAUCACCAGCAACUGAGCGUCUGUAUGAGUCGUAGGAAGUGCGGCAACUGUUGCAAACUCCUUGUGGGUUGCAAACAGCAACAAGAAUACCGGUGUGGCUACGUCACGUGUCCUUUGUGUCACCAUUACGUCGAAGCCUUGUCGCAUCGGUGCUUCAUUCAAGUGGCUAAGACUCCCGAGGAAGAACGUGCGGAAUGUCACACCAAAUGAAGACCUGGUCGUCAUCUGCGUGGUGCUGAUGCCGGCUUGGCCACCGUGCACUCCAACAAGGAUGACUUCCAAGGGUACGAUGGUUACUUUGUCGUCGAAGAGUACCAUCGUCAACACCGCAUCAUCCAGCAGUUGAGGAAUGGUGCUAAGUUGUUGCAGGUCACCUUUGAUCGCAUCACCUUUAUAGAUUCUCUCUCCUUCUUCCAAAUGCCGCUUUCCGCCUUUCCCAAGACGUUCGGUCUCACCAAACUCAAGAAGGGGUAUUUUCCGCAUCUCUUCAACACCCUUUCUAAUCAAUCCUACAUCGGACGCAUUCCUGACACUUCCUACUUCAUGCCAGAUAUCAUGUCUGUAUCUGCUCGACGGGACUUUGAGGCGUGGCAUACUUGA
This is a messenger RNA of Pocillopora meandrina, 663 nucleotides long. Lineage: Eukaryota; Metazoa; Cnidaria; Anthozoa; Scleractinia; Pocilloporidae. The record is from the annotation of a GenBank genome assembly.